AUGAAGACUAAGAACAAGCAAACGAAAUUUCCUGUGGCGAGGAUAAAGAAGAUCAUGCAGAAGGACGAGGAAGUGGGUAAAGUUGCGCAGGCGACGCCUAUCGUGAUAUGUAUGUAUGCCCUUGGUUCAACUUCCCUGUCUAAAGCGCUGGAGCUCUUCUUGUCAAUGAUAGUUGAGGAAGCAUGCAAUGUUACCGUCCAUCGCGGUGCGAAGAAGGUCGAAGCAUAUCACCUAAAACAUGCCGUGGAAACAACAGAGAUGUUUGAUUUCCUGAAGGAGAUAGUCGAGUCCGUUCCCGAUCCUUCCGCCGGGGGUACGAUCGAUCUCGACUGCAGAGGGUGGCGGAGAGGGGCAAAAGAGAAAAAGAGGUGGGAAAGCGAAGAAAAACGGUGCUGCUGCACAAGGAGGUGCGUCGUCGAGUGAGCCUAAGAGGCGGAGGAAGAAGAAACCCGUGGACGCUACUGAGAGCAGUGCUGAUCCCGGAGGCAGUAAGUCGGACGCGGAAGGUGAUGUUGCCAUGGAAGAAGACGGGGAAGGUGAAGGUGGGAAAUCAAGCCGACAUUAUCGAGGGCAUCAUGACGAUGAUUGGCAGGAAGAUGAUGAUACUUCUUAACGUCCCUAGAUGAGUGAUAUAGGACGUUGGAGGUGUGUAGCACAUAUUUCGGAGCCGCUCAUUGGCUACUGUACAGUUUUGUUUUGCGAAGUUAAUAAUCAGGACUACAGCGUACGACGACGGUGGAUUACACGAGUUCGACUUCUCCCC
Molecule: messenger RNA, 763 nt
Organism: Pisolithus orientalis
Lineage: Eukaryota; Fungi; Basidiomycota; Agaricomycetes; Boletales; Pisolithaceae
Product: histone-fold-containing protein
Exons: 4
Coding region: 1-423 (140 amino acids)
Biological process (GO): transcription by RNA polymerase II; positive regulation of transcription by RNA polymerase II; negative regulation of transcription by RNA polymerase II
Cellular component (GO): negative cofactor 2 complex; nucleus
Molecular function (GO): protein heterodimerization activity; transcription coactivator activity; core promoter sequence-specific DNA binding
Source: RefSeq, a predicted model, not a curated record